GUUUAAUUAAUGAACCGUGGCGUUUCCGAGGAGCCACUGAAGGCAACAUGAGAGCGCGCGGCUCUGUGGUGCCAAAGUGCCCACAGCUCCCCUUGAGAAAAGUGAAAGCCAACGCCCCACUGUAGGCUCUGUAGCUCUUCCCCCCACACUCUGAGAAGGCUGAGUUUCCAUUGAACUGCUGCGACCGGGAGCUGAGUGAAGACGGAGGAUUUUUAUCGGGAAAGUUGAUUCAUCUGACAGGAAAAAAAAAUAACUGAAAAGCUCGAGCGCAGCCGGAGCGGGGGAAGUCAAAGCAGGCGACAGGUCUGCCCAGAGGAGCACGAGACAAGUUUGUUUAUUCAAACGCUUUUUGUCCGGACUUGGCGAUAAGACUCCAACAAGCUCUCAGUGUUUUAUAGUUUAGUUGUUACAGAAUGGCUGAUACAACUUCGUCCGGCCCUAGUCCCCUGGAGAGGAUGAAAAGUUAUGUGAAGACCCAGAAGGGGUUUAUCCUCGCAGCAGAAAUCAUCCUCAGUUUCAUUAUUCUAAUCUGCUAUGCUGCAUCCGUGUACGGUGGCUACACCGCCGUCGCCAUCUGUGAGAUGGUCUUCACAAUUAUCUUCUUUGUCGUCUUCAUGAUGGAGCUGGACAAGCAAUUCACAGUUGUCAGCUGGAUCUGGAGUGAUCUUAUCCGAGCAUGUGUUGGCGCUUUGGUCUACAUCAUCACAUCUCUGAUCUGUGUGAUUGGAGGAUCUGGAGAUGGCGCUCGUAUCGCAGGCGGGGUAUUUGGUUUGAUUGCCGGUAUCCUGUUUGCCUACGACGCCUACACUGUUUAUCUGCAGCUCAAGAGCUCCAGGCAGCACCAACCAACUUCCACUGAUGACAGAGUCUAAACACUCCAGGAUACUUGUGCCUCUGUCGUGUUUGCAGCAGAAGAACAAAAACGGGAAGAUUUUUGCAGGUGUUACCAGAAGAUGAACCAGACAGGACGAAGGAUAGUAAAAUGAACAUGUCACAGUUUAAUCGAAGCCACUGUCAACUGGCAAGAGAUCAUUUUUAAGGCAUUGCCUGACAGGAAGAUGACAUAUCUAACGAUGCAUUGAGGCAUGAAUGAUAAAGCAAGUGGUGCUGUACAUCUGUGUCUGUGUAUCAGACCAAAUUGUGUCGACUAUGUGAGGAAAUCCCCUCAAAAAGCUUUGAUACCUUAACUUUAUUAAACUUCAAUGUACCACUGAUGUUCAAUGUUUAGUCUAAUUCAGAAGGGAAGAUGUAAAUAACAGGCAAGUUUAUUAGUGUCAUCAAUCAGUUUGCAGUUUUGCAGUAAGUGAACUGUUGUAGUAACUGUCAUUUGGACUUGAAUGGGUGUUUUUUAACAUUAUAAUUACACUGUUAUUGAUGUUACUUUCUCUUCAGUGGUUUCUCUUUUAGCUGUUUUAGCUUGCCAAACAAUUAUCUCUCUCGUAUUCAUAAACAGUGCUGUGAGGUUUCAUCCAUAUAAACCACCACUUGAUAACGUGUCCUUACAGUUAAUCUGAGUCUAGUCACAAGUUUUAUUUCUGUAUCAUUUUGAGCCUUAGACAUCCAUUUAAAAUCUGUCUCUGUUAAUAUGGUUAUGAAUUUCAACCAUACUGUCAUCCCUCUGUAUUUUGUUUUGGAUUUAUUCUGGUUUUUGCUCAGGUCUUAUAUUUUUAACACAUUUUUUGUACAUCACCUAAUAUAGUCCACAUUCUCCUGUAAAAGCUUUUAAUAUGGAAUAUGAAGGAAAAUGAUUUAAACAAAAGUGACAUGGUUGGAGUUUUAUAAAAUGAAUACCACAACUUUAAAAAAAUUGUUAUCCAGUCUGGUGGUGUGUUCAAAUGAAAUGUUGCCUUCUUUUCUAACAUGCUUUACAAAAGUCUGCAGUUUCUAAUUUCAACAUUCAAGGUCAUGUUGCUUUGGGAAAUAAAAGCCAUUGUUACUACA
Messenger RNA from Sphaeramia orbicularis (orbiculate cardinalfish), 1941 nucleotides. It is a transcript of the gene plp2b, whose product is annotated as proteolipid protein 2b. Gene Ontology annotation, cellular component: membrane. The transcript is spliced from 5 exons. Bases 414 to 872 code for a protein of 152 amino acids. NCBI's taxonomy places the organism in Eukaryota, Metazoa, Chordata, Actinopteri, Kurtiformes, Apogonidae. The record is from RefSeq and is a predicted model, not a curated record.